Miscanthus lutarioriparius is the source of this 1359-nucleotide messenger RNA. The record is from the annotation of a GenBank genome assembly. Lineage: Eukaryota; Viridiplantae; Streptophyta; Magnoliopsida; Poales; Poaceae.
AUGGCCAAUGGGGGCGCGUGGCAAGCGGAGAGGCGCGUGCGUGCACAUGACAUGUGUGCGCCGUGCGCGGCGCCCACUGGGAUGGGAAAGGGUAACGGUAGCAGCGGCACGCCCAAUCACAUGCGCCGCCUGUGCGGUGCCAAUCCUUCUUCCCCGUUCCUUCCCCUGCCCUGGCGCCUGGCGGAGCAAGCGUGUUUGUCGCAGCUUGGGGUGGUGAAUGGUAACGGUGAGGUGGUGGACGCGGACGAGUUGGUGGGCCAGCUGCGGGUGCUCAAGGCAGCCGGAGUGGAUGGGGUCAUGGUCGACUGUUCGUGGGGGAACGUCGAGGCGCACAGGCCGCAGGAGUACAACUGGACUGGCUACAGGCGCCUCUUCCAGAUGAUCAGGGAGCUCAAGCUCAAGUUGCAGGUCGUCAUGUCAUUUCAUGAAUGCGGUGGCAAUGUUGGAGAUGAUAUAUCCAUUCCCCUCCCACAUUGGGUAAUAGAGAUUGGACGGAACAAUCCGGAUAUCUACUUUACUGACAGGGCAGGAAGACUUAAUACAGAGUGCUUAUCAUGGGGAAUUGAUAAAGAAAGGGUUCUGCAAGGCAGAACAGCAGUGGAGGUAUAUUUUGAUUUCAUGAGAAGCUUCCGAGUAGAAUUCGAUGAGUAUUUUGAGGAUGGGAUCAUCUCAGAAAUUGAGAUUGGACUAGGGGCUUGUGGAGAGCUGCGAUAUCCAUCUUAUCCAGCAAAACAUGGCUGGAAAUACCCUGGCAUUGGAGAAUUUCAGGAGAUUAUGAGCUACUAUGGCCUGUUUUUCCUCAGCUGGUACUCCCAGACGUUGGUGAAUCAUGCGGACCGUGUACUGAUGUUAGCAAGGUUGGCUUUUGAGGGUUCAAACAUUGCUGUUAAGGUCUCUGGGGUGCACUGGUGGUACAAAACUGCCAGUCAUGCUGCUGAAUUGACCGCCGGAUUUUACAACCCAUGUAACCGUGAUGGCUAUGCUCCAAUUGCUGCAGUAUUGAAGAAAUAUGGUGCUGCUUUGAACUUUACAUGUGUUGAAUUGCGCACUAUGGACCAGCAUGAGGUAUACCCUGAGGCAUUUGCAGACCCAGAGGGCCUAGUAUGGCAGGUGCUAAAUGCUGCUUGGGAUGCUGGUAUACAAGUGGCUAAUGAGAACGCUCUACCUUGCUAUGAUAGGGAUGGAUUCAACAAGAUUUUGGAGAAUGCCAGACCACUGAAUGACCCAGAUGGACAGCAUCUGUUUGGUUUCACCUACCUAAGGCUUAGCAAAGUUCUGUUUGAAAGACCCAACUUUUUUGAAUCUGAGCGCUUCGUCAAGAGAAUGCAUGGUGAGGCGGUUCUUGAUCUGCAAGUAUAG